CAUAACUGCAUGGUAGCAAAGACCUUUAAAUGGGUCGUCGAGUCGUCUGCGUAAAGUGAUGUAAUGUGGUUGCUGGUGUAGCACUUCCAAUUUAUCUCCGUCGUUUGUAUUAGAAGUUCAGUAGAAAUUGGUUGAUUUCGUGAACAGUGACUUUAAGCUGUGUUGUCUCUCACGGGCUGUGAACUGUUAUUUUGAAUGUCAUCCCGAAUGCAUUUUUUUGGUCAUUAGCCUUUUGAUCAGCUGUGUCUUGCUCGUGAAGAGAAAGUCCGUGAAAGUGAAAGUUUGUGCAGUUAACAAAUGCAGUACGAGAACGUCAGUCAGUGAUAAACUGUUGUAGCAUUUAAUAAAUGUCACAAAAUCUACAGGUGCGCGAGCCGGUGCUAUGCCCCGUGUGCGGGGACACGGCGUCGGGGGUGCAUUAUGGCGUGCAGACGUGCGAGAGCUGCAAGGCCUUCUUCAAGCGGAGCGUGCAGCGCGAAUACCAAGGCCAGGCACUGUACACCUGCCGGAAUGGAGGCCAGUGCGUCAUCCUGAAGGAGCGCAAGGCAAGCUGCCCCGCGUGCCGCUAUGCCAAGAGCCUGGCCUGCGGAAUGCGCAAGGAGUCCGUGCGUGUGGACGUGUCCUGGGGCCGCAGGGGACGUGCAAAGCAGGCUGCUUCCGCUCCAGCCAUGGGAACGCUGACCGUCGAGGAGAUUCUGAGGAUUGCCAAGAGCUUUGAUAGUGCGCCGCAGCCCACGCCCGUUGCCAGGGACUCGAACCCGCCACAGCCGAGCUCUCAGGCUGCGUCGGGAAGUUUUGAGUAUGUUUGUGUAAAAGAAGAGAGUCCAGACUUGCCUGUGCCAGAUGAUGGUGAAAUGUGCAACCCACUUCUGAAAGUAGAGAUCUCAGAAGGCAAUGGAGAGGUAAACUGUUCACCUGGUAGCAAGGCUGUUUCAGAAAGCGGCGAGGAAGUGAAUUGGCCGCCAGUGAAAGUGGAAGUGUUGGAAGAUAAUGAAGGAUCGAGCUGGCCACCUGUAGCAGUUGAAGUUUCUGAAAGAAUAAGGGAUUGCCAACAGCACAAUCUGUGCUUGGUGUGCGGAGCCGUGUCCUCAGGGCUGCACUACAGUGUGUCUACCUGUGCGAGCUGUCGGCUGUUCUUCAAGCGGAGUGUGCAACGCGAGUAUCAAGGCCAGUCACCGUACGUGUGCAGGAACGACCAGCGCUGCAUCGUGGUGAAGGAGACCAAGGCGAGUUGCUCCGCGUGUCGCUACGCAAAGUGCCUCGCUUGCGGGUUGCGCAAGGAGGCAGUGAACCCGGAGGUUUCGCGCAACAGGCAGACACGAGGUGUGUUAUCUGUAGAAGAAGCACUUAGCAUAGCCAGAAUGGUGGAGAAGCAGGAAGCGAUUGCUACCAACUCGACUACGCAUCCAGGUGGGACGAACUCAAUUGCAGCACUUCUGACACAUCAGGAACAGACUGACAGUAUGAACGGCAGUGUGAAGACAGAGGCUGUCGACAGGCUAGAGAAUGGUGACACAAGCUGCCCAACUCUGAAAGAUGCUCUCGUUAGAGGAGUAAUGAUGCAGCCGGUGAAUGCAGUGUUGUGCCUCGUGUGCGGGGAUGUGGCCUCAGGGCUGCACUACGGCGUGCAGACGUGCGAGAGCUGCAAGGGGUUCUUCAGGCGCUCCAUCCAGCGCGAGAACCAAGGACAGGGCCUAAACCCAUGCUGGAAUGGCGGCAACUGUGUGGUGACGUGGCAGCGCAAGGCGGGCUGCCAAGCGUGUCGCCUUGCACGGUGCCUGAGCGUCGGCAUGCGCAGGGAUGCUGUGAGGCCGGACCAGGCGCGUGGCGGCAGGCGGCGCGCUCUCACCGCUCCCGACUUCUCCCCAGUACCUUUGAAGAACCUUCUGGGGAACGAAGGUGCUCGGAUUUGCACCGCGCUGCCCCCAGGAGUCGUGAAGGUGGAGGUGGGAGACGAGUCCACGGCACGGCCCUGAUGUCUCCACGGCAACCGUAGCAGGCCACCUACGCUAGUGUAACUGCCACAUCAAGGGAGUCUUGACGUGCUUAGUCCUCGUCAGAAAUAACCAGCGACGCCUUCUGUUGCUCCCUGUACCAAGUUUGGGGUAUGGGACGCUUGGUUAUGAUGAUUGUGUAAUCAGCCUGGAAGAUGAAUUGACCCGAGGGAAAUGGGCAUGGUAUGAGAGGAUCCUGCAGUGGUUCACGAUUGCUUUUCACAGUUUGAGAUGAAGUGACGACACACAGAAGGAUAUUUUCCAAGGGUGGAAAAUCCUUUACCCGGUACCUUUGGAUGACCAGCCAGAACUUGUGUUCACUGAGCUAGCGGGUUCCAACUGUGCAUCACAUUCUGGAUAACUUUAGCCAUUUCGAGACAUUUACUUGAUGUGGCUUCACAGCUGGCAUUUCUUAAAUACUGCUUAAUCAUUAAACUGAUGUUAUAGGGUCUAACACGUUCCUACACAUGCACGUUGAUAGUGUGCGCUGGGCACCUCCCCCUAUCGUAUGGUUACUGGGCACACGGACCCAGUGGAGACUUUUUAACAGGGAGGGUCGUGACAUCGCCCAUGUAUGGACAAGACUCGUACUCAAACUUCCUCAACCCUUACAAACCUGGUCUGCUCUGAGCGGCGGGCACGCUAUUACGAUAAUGAGUGGUGAUCGUAAGUUGGCUAUCCAAGCAUCCCACACACCUUGGUCCCUGUAAAGGUGCACACAUGGUCGAUUGAAUAAAGUACUCGCAGUUUCUGGUAAGAUGGUUUUUAUUUACGCAGUAUUCUACAUGAGAGAUGCGACAACCAAGACUUAACACACAAUGAUACUUUAAAAGUGCCCACAGCAAUUCAAUCUGCUUAGAUGCAAAGCAGAGUGCCAUGUGACCUGGUCUAGAAGUUUAAUUUCGUUGUCUCAUUUCAAAUGUCUGUUAAUUGAUUUAUAUCGUUAGGUAAAGCAGUAUAGUACACAGUGUAGGGCUCAAAGAUAAAGUUAAGUGAAGAUAAUAGUAACAUAGCAAAAACCCUUCAAACUCAUUCCAUUAAAUCACAAGUAUAUGCCAUGUAUAAAUACUGUUUAUACAUCCGUCCCUCAAAGAAACGCUCAGAUACUACUACCAUUAAAAUCAAUUUACAAUUUAUAUAUAUAUAUAUAUAUAUAUAUAUAUAUAAAAAUAGAGAGAGAGAGUUUAAAUACAUUUGAAGUAGUAUAUUUAAAUAGGUAAAUGUUGAGUAAGCUUUUGAGAUUAAACAAUCUAAUAUUAAAUUUAAUAAAUUUACGGACACAUUAUUUACAUAAUAGGGCUUGGGCUAACAUUACUAAGAGGCUCUAACAACAUUUAUGAUAUCAAAAUAAUGAUAUUACUAUAGGAGAUAUAUUUCAAUUUUUAUAAGAUUUUAAAAAUCAUAAACUGAAUAUUUUAUUUUAUUAGAAAGAUUACACAAGCCAUCGAUAAUAAUUUUAGCUAAUUCCAGUGUUAUUCGGUGUGCUGAUACUGAAAAUAAUAAUGAAAAAGUCAUAUUACAAAACAAUUUCUCACAUUUUAAUAUUUUAAGUAAAUAUAAUUUUUUUUUUAAAAAUAGAAAUAAAAAAUAUUUGUAAACAUAGAAAUAUCAAUUUGACAAUGUAUUUCAGUGUCAUAAGGCUACUAACACAAACAAAUGUUAUAAGGUUGAUAGUUCUGAUAAACUACACAGCAGUUCGUUUUCUUCUAGUUAGUACAAACUCAAAUUGCAGUGCUUAACCUUAACGUAUAUUCUUUUUAUUCACUUUUUAAUAUGGCUAAUCGUGGUUGUAAAAACUCUCCUAAUGCUUUUUUUUUAUAUAUGUGAUGACUGUAAUUAAAAAAACAUCAAAGGAACAUUACAGACUUUGUAAAACAGGUAUACUUUGCAUAUUUUGGUGUAGAAAUUGGUUUACUGCCAUGUUAUUAACAGUCUAAUGAAUGAAUUUGGUAUUGAGUAUAAGAAGGAAGAUUGGAGACUUCAUAGACUCAUCAAAAACAAGUUUAAAUGGUGUAUUAAUACACAAUGGAAAUAUUUAUGCUUCAUUGCCUGAUGCUCAUUCAGUCCACAUGAAGGAAACUUACUAAAAUAUUGAUAUAAUUUUACAGAAAAUUAAAUAUACUGUUCAUGAUUGGAUGCUGUGUGGAGAUUUAAAAGUUUUCUCCAUGCUCCUUGGUCAGCAAAAAGGAUUUACGAAGUUUCCAUGUUUUAUAUGUGAGUGGGGCAGCAGAGCAAGGGAUCAACAUUAGUCCAAAAAACAAUGACCCGUAAGAAAAACUUUGACACCUGGCAUGAAAAAUACUUUGUAUAAAACUUUAGUAGACCCCCAAAAAAAUUCUUUUACCACCACUCUACAUAAUACUGGGCUUAAUGAAACAAUUUGUUAAAGCUUUGCCGAAAGAUGGUGAUUGUUUCAAAUAUUUGUGUAGUAAAUUUCCUCAUUUAUCAGAAGCUAAACUGAAAGAAGGGAUAUUUGUCGGGCCUGAUAUUUGUAAACUGAUGUUCGAUUCCAACUUUGAAGCAAUGAUAAAUUAAAAGGGAAAGGAGGCUUGGAUAUCAGUUAAAGAAGUCGUUACUAAGUUUUGGGCAAUGUGAAAGCCCCCUAACUAUAAAUUUAUUGUAGCUAAUAUGAUAAGUUCAAAACUCUUGGUUGUCUGAUGAGCCUUAAAAGUCCAAUUAUUGCAUAAUCAUCUUGAUUUAUCCUGAAAACUUAGGUGAUGUGAGUGAAGAGCAAGGGGAACAGUUUCAUCAGGACAUAAAAGAGAUGGAGAAACAAUACCAGGGAUGCUGGAAUUCCAAGAUGAUGGGUGAUUACUGUUGGUCACUUCACAGAGAACAACAAAAUGCAUCACAUUGAAGAAAAGGCUAUGCAAGAAAUUUUACUGAGAAGAGGGAGUAAAAAAAAAAAGCACGUAAUAUUUGCAUUCAGUUAUUUAAUUUAUUGUAAGUGGUACUUGUAACUUAAUAAAAAAAAUCAAUUAAUCAAUUUUUUUCCCUAUUUUUUUAAAUAUAUAACUGUUGUCUUAUUGGGAGUGAACCGUUGGUGAUUAAAAAAAAACAUAUACCAAAUAUGGUUUCAGCACCCAAAAAUAGAUAAAAUUUAUUUAAUUUAAGUUCAAAAAGUUUUUACAAAUUUUUUUUUGUUGGCCUGUGUUAUUUUCCCAUUAAUAAUAUUCCUGAGACUGUUGUUUACUAAAUGUGUGUCUGCCAUGAUUUUCUACUUGCGCAUACUAGUAGGCAUGAGGCAAAGUAGCCCUGAAAGUUUCUGGCUUUUCUCUCCAGAGCUGCUGUUGACAUACGGAAUAGUAUAAUAUAUACAUUGGCUGAACGUCGAGAUAAAUACAAAAUUAUGUAUGUGAAUAGCUAUUAAGGAAAGAGCAAAAUUGGUUUCUUGAUUCAUCACAUUAAUUUUUUGCAUUAUAUUUAAUGCUUUACAAGUGCUGUUGCUAUUGUGCAUGCACUAAAACAAAAAUUCACAUAAAAGAAAAAAGUGCUACUUCUUCAAAUCGUCAUGAUUUAUUGGUGUCGUUACUUGAAACCCUACAAAUCAAUCAAUUGAGUUCAAAUCUAAGUAAUACUCGAGUUCUGUCAAAACAGCUUGAAUGAGGGUGUGUUCCGAAAAAGUUGCACGUGGUGCUGCUUCGUCUAUAUUUAUAUAGCCUGGAAACACAUACACUUUAAAAUUUAAAUAAAAAGUUAAACGACUCUUAUAAAUUGAGUUACUAAAAAUUAGUGGUACGUGGCACAGAUUCUACGUAUAUCUCUUGCUGUGACAAACUAACACAUGUCCGCACGUGCACAUGUAGAUAGAGCCGGGGGAUUAUGGGUAAGGAGGGAGAUGGCAGCACAUUGGGCUCAAGUGGGUGUAGCCCUGGACUAUGUAAAAAAAAAAGUGUUCUUUGAAUUGUUUGUAUGUUAAAAAUCAUGUUAUAUAUACAUAAUGCUUGAACUUGUAUCAAUGGCUGUUGCAAUAAAUAUAUACUAUUGGUUAUUAUUGACUGAAUAAAUGUUUUUUAAUUAUCCUGGUUUUUAACAGAAAUGGGCUGAGACUCUAAAACUCUAGCUGGCUGGACAAUAUUUUUACUAUAAAUCGUUACAUAUUUGACAUGUGCAACGAGAAUAAAAUCAGUUUUAUUUUGCAAACAUUACAACGUAAUCUCAUAUAUUUUUUGUUUAGUCUUGCAAAAUAGAAGUAAAAAUUCAAGGCUGAAUUUUAAUGCCAUGUUUCAUGAAACAUUGUUGUGAAACAAUUUUGACACUAAAAUAUAAAUGGAGAAUAAGUUGCUGACGGUGCAGAGAACUCGUCUAGCCUCGUUCCCUUGAGCCGGCUCCACGUGGUGGCGUGCGGCUCAGGUUGAACCCUGUCAUGCUGCAGGGACAGGCGGGUCACCCCGGUAGGGACCCGCCUGCGCCUGACGCCACCCCGACUUAGGGAGUAUUUGGGCAGAGGGAAACACAACGGGCUUUGAGCUUAUUGUGCACCGUGCAAUGGGCCUUAUUCACAAGAAAAUGUUCUUUCAAGUACGUAUUAUUUUAAUUACUUGUGUAAAUCAGUAUUGUUAAACAGUUGUAUGAGUAUUUUUUUUUAGCUGUGUAACUAAAUAUAUUUUGCUGGUAUAAUGCUUUUCACACUUAGUUUUACAGGGUAAUUAUUUGUCAUGAAUUAUUAUUUGAUUAACUAAAUCACACACCGUAUCAUAAUGAGAGUGUAAAUGUCAAAUCCACUAAGAAUAUGCUAAUUAAAAACAAUAUGGUUAUAAUAAAAUGUAAAGAAUUACAGUUAGGUAAGUCCGUGGCAUUUAGUUUUCGCGUUGCAGAGCAAUGGACAUGUCCUUGUUCCUUUAUUCGACGGCAGAACAUUAUCAAUGUCUAUGAAUGCAUUGCAGUAUGUCUGCCUAUUGGCAGAAUCUGUUUCACUAUAACUCUAUGGUAAGGUGAUAUUUGGGGAACUACAAAAUCAAUCUAUUAUAAUGCUUUAUCACAUUGAACCUAUACAUAUGUAUUUACAUUAAAAAUAGUGUUGUGCGAGAUCUCGAACCUCGAGAAAAAUUUCGAGAAAUAUUGCAUUCCCAAACAGCGAGCGAGAAAUUAUUUUUCUCGAAUAAAAACGAGAAUUUUUUUUGGUACCGGUAACAACUCAAUUUGGUAUGGAAACUAAAUUUGAUAUUGAUAGUUGCAUUUUUAUAUGUUGAACAUUACACACACACUGCCAUUAUUUUAGUUUAAAUGUUUUAAAAAUACCAAACGCGUCUGCCUGUUUGGACGAAAAAUGAUUUGGCGGAACACAAAGCAAACAUGAUGCAAUCAUUAAGAGAUAUUAGACUAGCCGAUAGUCAACCAUCCAAAACCUCUAUCAAUAACCGAAACUGUGAAUAAAAACUGUCAUAUGAAUUUCCAAUUUAUCCUGAAAGAAAAACUGCCGUAUUUAAUUUUUAAAUUACGUAAGCGUAAUACAUAAUAAAAUACGUUCGAAACUAACCUACAAAAUUGGUUUUGUUUACAUACACGUUAUUACGGUAAAGUUAUUAAAAGCAUUACCUUUAAUUUAGUAAUAUUAUUUUGUUCGGUAAUGUAUACUGAACUGAGCAUACUGAAAUGUUGAUUAUUACGGCAAAAUACAAAAUUUACUUUUCAACAAGCAAAAGGGAAUGUUGUUCAUGCUGCCAGACCGAGUCUGCUUCGCUGUUCCGUUUCUUAUUUCAUUUCCAAUAAAAGACUGCGCAAGUCAUGUGAUUAUUAAAAGGACUGGAAUGUAAAGGAAUGGAUUGAACACGCAGAACAAUUCACGCCCUUGGCCCUUGUAUUACGUAAAAUUACGUGAAUGUGUGUGUUCAAACCCGUUGAAAAGGCAGAUAAAUAGUAUGUUCAUCCCAUUUCAUUUUCCACCUUUGUUUCACUCAGUCGUAAGACGUCACGAGUAAUGAAUCCCGCCAAAGCCUCCCUAGUAUCAAUUUCUUUGUUUUCAUUACAGUACCAGAGUUUCCCGUUUACGCGAGCUACUCUGCGGGCAUGAAUAAAUAAUGUGAGGCCUGUAAAAUGUUAUUAGGAAUAUGAGAAUAAUUUCCUAAUAUUGUUUUCUCUCUAACUGCGGCGUAAUCAAGUGGGAAAAAAAAGUGUUGCGGGAAUAUAACAGUUUAACAGAAGUAAACUUUGUUGUCAAAUUAAACUUUGAUUUUACGGUAAAAUGGAAGAUGUGGACAUUUAUCACUGUGGCAGUAUUACACAAAAAGUGGCGAUAAGUCAACGGGAACCACAAUUAACAUGUUAGCUACUAGACUUUUACCUAAGUGAGUGAAUGUUUAUUUAUAAUUUAGUGUAGGCUUACAUAACGUGUGGUGCAUGUCAGUUGUGCACAGGCAAAUAAAUUACAUUCCAUAUGAUAAACAACAGUUUUAUGUACAGAACAAUAUAUUUUGAAAGUAAUAUCUACAGUAAAUCUUGAUUUUUUAAAAAUUUCUCAUUUUCGUCUCAUUUCUCGCGAGAAAAAUAUUUUCUUUCUCAAAAAUUUCUCGAGGCCUAAAUCUCAUUCUCGCACAACUCUAAUUAAAAACAAAUUUAUUGUAAUCAAUCCUAUCUUUGAUAUUUACUAAACAAAUUUUUUUUAUGGUGUAUUUCAGCAAUGAGUAAUAUUUAAAAACUAAUCAAUAUUGAUUGAUCAAAAUUAUUGAUAACAUGAGCUGUUAUUUUCAAAUAAGUAAUUUUGAUUCACAGUUUUUAUUUGUAUUUUAAUUAAAUGUCUAAUAAAAAAAGUAAGGUUUCUUAAGAAUUUGAAAAAAGAAAGAAAAAAAACAGAAAAAACGAGCACUGUGUUAUUGUUAUUAUAAUGUAUUAAUGGUUUUUCUGAGUAAUAGUAAUAUUAUAAAUGUGAAUGAGAAUUAAAUUUAUCAAAGUUGAUUUAGAUUUUUUAAACGUGUAUGAAUUGUAGUGAGACUUGUUUUACUGCUGUAGUUUGGGUCCUGAAAAUCUGAAUAUAACAUUGCAUGGUAUGAUUUUCAAUAAUGAGUAAAAUUUAUUAAUUAAUA
Bacillus rossius redtenbacheri is the source of this 9016-nucleotide messenger RNA. RefSeq lists its product as uncharacterized. Gene Ontology annotation, biological process: regulation of transcription by RNA polymerase II. Lineage: Eukaryota; Metazoa; Arthropoda; Insecta; Phasmatodea; Bacillidae. Gene Ontology annotation, molecular function: estrogen response element binding; nuclear receptor activity; zinc ion binding. Gene Ontology annotation, cellular component: nucleus; chromatin. Bases 348 to 1976 code for a protein of 542 amino acids. The record is from RefSeq and is a predicted model, not a curated record. The transcript is spliced from 12 exons.